AUGAGUGAACACACAAAAAAUGAUACAUACCAAAAUAUAAAUAAAUAUGUGAACUUAAUUGAAGAUUCUUAUAUAAAUUUCAACGCAAAUAUACACACAAAUCCGGAUACAAAUAAAAGGAAAGAAAAUGAUGAUACUCUCGAAAAUUUAAAUAAUAAUGAUGAUGAUAAUGAUAAUAAUGAUAAUGAUAAUAAUAAUGAUGACAAUUAUAGUAGUUCUAACAUUUCAUCAGACAAUAAUGAUAAGAAUGUAAAUGACAAUGUCGAAAAUAACAACAAUACUAACAAAGGUAAAAAAAAAAAAAAAAAUUUAGAAAAAUAUAAAGCUUUAAAAAAAGAUAACGAUAUUAAAUUAGCAAUAAAAGUUUCUCUUCAAUAUUUGCUAAAAAACCAACCCUUUCCUGUUAAAAGAGAUGAUCUACUUUCAGUUGUAAAUAAUUAUGUACCAAAUUGUAAUAGUAAUAUAAAAAGGAAAGUACUUUUGAAAUUAUUAAAAAAAUAUGUAAAAGAAAUUCUUGCUUUAAAAUUAUUAACCUUAACAAGUAAUACAAAAACAGAAUAUGUAUUAUCACAAAAUAUUUUAUAUAAACAACAUAAUGAUUUUUUAUAUUCAAAACUUGAUCAUAAUAUUAGAGGUUUUAUAAUAUUUUUAAUUCCUUUCUUUAAAAUAUUUCAUAAUAAACUACCUUUAAAUUAUUUGUUAAAUGAAUUAGAUAAUCUUGGAUAUAAAACUUCGAAAUCCAAAGAAGAAAUCUUAAAAAUUAUGAAUGCACAAAAUCUUUUUACAAAUAUUGUAAACAAUAUUAAUUUAAGUAAAGAAAUUAUUGACCCAAUAGAUUAUAUUAUUUAUUCUAAAAAAUUAUCAUAUAUCGAUUUUGCUAAUGAUCAAUAUGAUGAAUAUUCUCUUGAUGGGUUUUAUUGUAUACCUACAUUAAGAUUUGAAUAUGAAGUUAAUACUAAAUAUUAUAUAAAUGAAUUAUUAGAUAUUUCAAAUAAGCAUUAUCAAUUAAAAGAUUUAUAUGUAAUUUUUGAGGAUAACCAUUUUGUUAAUUUAAAUUAUAAUAAUAUAUAA
Plasmodium yoelii is the source of this 1071-nucleotide messenger RNA. Its product is annotated as conserved protein, unknown function. The record is from RefSeq and is a predicted model, not a curated record. NCBI's taxonomy places the organism in Eukaryota, Apicomplexa, Aconoidasida, Haemosporida, Plasmodiidae. The coding region runs from base 1 to 1071 and encodes 356 amino acids. The transcript has a single exon.